CUCUCUCUCUCUCUCUCUCUUUCUUAUCUGUAUUAUUACUGUUUCCCUCUUUCUCUAUUGAAGAUCUUUUGAGGUUGAGAUGGAUCAUGAGAAAAGGUGGCAUCACUGGGUACGACGAGUUGGAAGGCAGCAACGAGACUGCACUGAUUGAUAUGACGCCAUUUUACUAACCUUUUCGGCGCGGUUCGUGGUUGAUCACGGAUAGUAAAACAUUUUGUAUUAUCAUUUACGAGCGUUAUCGCGAUAUCCGCGUACAGUCGAUCUCCCAUAUUUUUUGAGGAAAAACACGAAGAACGAAUUUGACCAGGACUGUACCGGGAAGUGAAAAGAGUCCGGGCUAGUGAUUCGAAGUAAAACCCUUUACAAGGAGUAAAAAAGUUACGCGCCGUUCUUUCUUCUACCAUUCGACCUCGCCGACCGGUCACUCUCGGAUUCUACGUCUUCAUAAACUUCUAAUAAUUCGUCAUCAUUGUUUAGCUUAUGUGCUUCAUCUUUAAUGCGAGUUCGAUCAUUCUUUCGGCUUCAACACACCGGCCAAGGAGGGAAAAUUAAAGUAUGCAGCAUCAUGUAUGAGACUUCAUAAUGUUUUCAACGAAGAUCUACGAUGCACAGUUUACGUAUUUCGUAGUAAACGUUUGCGUUCUUAAAUUAAUGCAGGUAACAUUGUUCUAGCAGUCUGCAUUAUUAUGGAAGAUGAAGAUGGUGAGGGUAAAAUUAUGGACAUGUGGAGUAUUUUGGGAGAUCAACAGCUCAAAGAUCCAACAUUUGGCAAUACUUUAAAACAUUCUGUUGAUAACUUGUAUAUCGAUACAAUCGAAGAAGAGAAACGAAUAAAUAGAUAUAAUAUAGUAACUCCUAAAGACUCGCCAAGUAGGAAUACCAGUAGCGGAUCAAAAAGUGUGUUCAAAGGUUUUAAGAAACGUAUUUUGGCUCAAGCUCAGGAAACACAAUCGGUUGCAUCUAAAAGUUCUCCAGAGCAAGUAUCUCAUCCCAAUGUAUUAUCGAAAAUUACUAAAGAGAAAAGAAUAGAAAAUAAAAGGGGGAAGAUAACAGAGUAUGCUCAAUAUUUGGGUCUUCAACCUUCUUCAAAGUUAAAGUGUUCCAAGUGUUAUUCUUCAACAAAUUUGAAUUUAAAACAAAGUCAGUGUAUGUGUAAUACUGCCAUGGCACCGAUGCAAGGAUUACCGAGCACUUCUGAAGCAUCCUCUCAGUCACACUCUCCUAAUUUUAAAAUUGCAAGGAAAGUAUAUUUGUGUUCAGCUUGCGACACAUACUUUGAAAAUUGGAAUUUGUUUUUACAUAUGAGAGAUAAACAUAAACGUCAUAUAUGUCUGUUUUGCUUAGGAAUGUUUGGACAAGCAGAAAGGUUAUCUUAUCAUUUGUAUAAAACGCAUAGCAUACCACAUAUGGGAUUUAACACUGUCGAAGACUUUUACAGUGCUUUCAAAGGAUCAUGUUAUUUGAUUUGUUGUACUUGUGAAAAGAUGUUUUCUGAAACAGAUAAUUUCAGUAGCCACUACUGUUCUCCUUUGACUAAACAGGAAGAUACUACAAGUGUUUGCAAUUUAUUUCAAACAAGCUCACAUGCGAAGUCUUGUACACUAGCAGUUGAACCUAAUAAAGAUGCAAAUCUUACGGUACCUAUUACAACUAUGCAAACAGAAAUGGUAUCAACAAUUUCUAUUGAGAAACCAUCAAAUAUGAAUAAUAAAGGAACAUCAAAGAAAAUGAUUAAAAAUAAUAGAAAUAAAUAUGGAGAGAAAAGUAUAUCUAAUUCAUGUCAACAAAAUGCGAAAAAAGUUAACGCUAAAGUAGGGAUUACUCAAUCCAGCGAAAAUCAACUUUCUUCGGAUAGUACAGUAAUUAGAGAUAGAAAUGUACAAGAUGAGACAGUAGUUAAUAUAGCUAGAGAUACAGUAUUAGAAACAAUAAUGGAAGUAUCUAAAUGUAUUGAUGAAUCAUGCAUCAGCGAAAUAGAACAGAAAGAUCAUAUUCCUUCUGUAACAAAAAUAUCUCCAGAAAAAUCACAGACUCAAAAUAAUAAACAAAUAGAACCUUAUGAUAGUAUAACUCAAACAAUUAUGGAAGUUUCACGUUGUACAAAUGACACCGAAGAUGAUGAAGAUAUGCCAAACGAAAAUGCAAAUCAGUCUGAUGCAGCAGACAUAACUAAUAAGACAGAGUCGGAGACUGAAAAUAGCAUUCCUGUAGAACCCACAAUUAUAGAAGAAUCACAUGAAAUUAAUUCCGAAAAUCAAAUAAAAAAAGAAACAGAUACUGUUGAAAAAGGUGAAACGUUAGAAAUGUCAAAAACAAAAUUUGACUCAGAGUCUCACUCAUCAUCAAGUCCUGUUCAUAGUCCAAUUAGUAGAUCAUUGUUUAGUCCUCAACAUGAAUCGCAGCAGGAUCUCCAACCAAAGGAAGAGUAUCCUGAUGAUGGUAGUAAACACGUGGAGGCUGCGCCGCCUACAGAAUCUCAAACAUCAGUUUCGUUUAAUACUGCCCCAGUAUCUGAUAGAAGUUUAGUAAUUAAAAUUUGUACAAAUAAGAAUUCACAAUUUUCUGUAAGUUCGACGGCAAGUGUAGAAACUCAUAAUAUUAGUAGAGAUUCUGAAGAGAAUAACAAUGCAGAAGAAGAUUCAUCAUCAGAUGAAAAACUUUUAGGUUUUACUCAGAAAGAUAAAGUUAGUAUAGAAAGUAAUCAAAUAAACGAAGCUGAUAGCGAUUCCGAUAGUUAUAAAUUAGCUGUAGUAGAUAGUAAUGCAGAAGAUGAUAUUAAAGAAUUAGAUAAGCCUGAAGAUAAAGUAGAAGCUAAAGGAAGUACGGAAAUUAUAGGAAAUACUAAUACUUACGAAGAGAAAGAGGAAUUUGCAAUAGGUGAUAAUACAAAUGUUGAACUUAGCACAACAACAGAACAAUAUAAUAAUGAUGCGACAAAAGAUGUCAUAAAUUCGGAAUUAAUAUCUCAACCGAAUGAUGGAAUAAUCUUAGCUGGAGAAGAUGUCCCACCUAUAGACCUUAAUGUGGAAGGUACAUUAGAUAGUACAAAGUUAGAAGACUUAUUGAAAAAAUGUAUAGAAGCAGCCAGUCCAUUAUGUGUCUACUGCAAUCACGCACGCCAUAUAGCUGUCAAUGGAAAACAAUUAGGAUUACAUAUGUUAGCUGAACAUAAAUUUCAUCCGCAGCAUCCAGCUAUAAUCAUACAACCAGAGCAAUUUACAGUAAGAGUUAAAAAAUCACUUGAUGAACAGGAAACUAAUUUUUUCAAUCUUGACACGUACAGCAGCACAAAUGGUACCUAUAAUAUUCAAACUUUUAGGACAUACGAGUGUUUUCAUUGUAGAUAUAAUUCUACAAUACAUAAAGAACUAUAUUCUCACCACAGAAAAAUGCAUCAAAAAACAAUUUUAAUUUGUAUAAUGUGUAAAUCAACGUUUUAUAGUUACAGUGAAUUGUUGUGUCAUUUAUGUCCAGGCAUAUAUUUACCAAAUAUGAGUGUCAAGUAUAGAUGUUGUCUCUGUUCUAUUAGUAGUCUUCCAUCUGCAUUCAGAUUAAUGGUACAUCUGAGAAAGAGUCAUCAUGCUUGUGAUGUAUGUUUGGAGACUACUGGAAAUCAACAACGAUUGUCAAAUCAUGUAUGGAAACACAAACUUCAUCAUUUGUGUUAUCGAUGUGGUAUUGCAUAUAGAAAUAAACCUGACAUUACAAAACAUCUUUUCUGGAAGCAUGGUACUGAGAGUGUUUUAUGUAAAAAAUGUUUACAAAAGAAAUGGCCACAUAUUUAUCAUUUCUGUAUCCCACCUACAGUUUUUACUUGCGAAGAAUGUGGUUCCAGCUUUAGUCGAGCUGUAGCAUGGAAAGUUCAUAAGAGAUUACAUUCAGGAGAUCAACCAUAUAGUUGUAGCAAAUGUUCAAGUCGUUUUAUCUCGCGAAGGCUCUUAGCUAAACACGCAGAAAGUCAUAAAGAACCAGUAUUAAUAGAUGUCUGUACGGUAGAUGCGGCAAACAAUCAAAUUUUGGUUGACGAUGACAAAUGUGACAAAGAAAAAACAAGUAUCGUAGAUAUCACAUCAAACACCUCAAAUGAUACAAAAGAUGUGAAAGAGACUAUGAAAAAAGUAGUUGAUGUUUAUGAUUUACCGCCGCUCAAUUUAUCCUCAGAAAGUGAAAGCGAAAUGGAAGAUGCAAAGGAUGAUUCAAAAAAGAAUGAAGAAAGUGCAGAAAAAAAUGAAGUAAUAGAACAGAAGACAGAAGAAACAAUAUCACUUGCAACAUCUGUUAAAGUAGAAUCACCAGUACAAACAAACGAUAAUAUAGUGGAUGAAGAAGAAAAUGAAGAGGAAAAGAAACAAGAAGCGAAAAUAAUGGAUGGUAUUUGGGAUAAUUUCAAAACAUAUGCAGCUAGUUUAGAGAUGCAAGAGUCAGCAAAUCUAUCCAACAAAGAAACCGGACCUGAAAUAGAUGUUGCAUAUUUAAGGAGUAUAGUUUUGGCUGAUCAUGAUUAUUGCAUCGUAUGGUCAGAGAAAGAUAAAAAUACCGAGGAUGGAAUGAAAGAAGAUGAAAAAGGAACAGAUAAUGCAGAUUUCUCUGAUUACCCUAGUAAGCUUCAAAGAAGUCCAUCCGCUGGUAGUUUAGCACAACAAAAUACUGGCUGUGAGAGCGAUGUAAAUAAAAAGAAAGGAAAAAGCCCUAAAAAGAAAAAACAGAAUGGUAGUACUUCUUCAAGUGAUUCUUCUAGCGAAAGUGAUUCGAGCAGCUGUUCUUGUGGUACCAAUUGCAGUUGUAGUAGCUCAUCUUCUGGUAGUUCCUCAAGUUCUAGUAGUAGCUCUGACUCCGAUAGUUCAGCAUCGGAAAGUUCUCCUCGUAAAUCGUCGAAAAAUAAAGAACGUAAAAAGGAAAAAGAGGUCGUUGAACAAGAAGAACAAGGUAUUCCAGCAGAAACUGAAAAUAAAGAAGUAGUAGUCGAUGUAAUCGACGCACCAAUCGAACCGACUUCUCCUCCAAAACUAUUAUUGAGAGAAUCAGAUUUGGAAACAGAUGAAACUAUAACAGACGAGGACUUUUAUGACGAGCAUCCACAGCAGCUCGCUAAUAAAAUAAUGGCAGAAAAACGAAAUCAACUAUUAUUACUUGCAGAGGUUGCACCACCUUCGACUGAUUCGGUACUUCCUUUAAAUAAUGGUAUUACGGACGAAAGUUAUGUUACUCCUUCGCCAAAUCCAGCAUCGAGUGUCGAGGAUCAACAACUUCAACAAAGGAAAAAAGUAAAAACAAAAAAACGUAAACGAGGUGAGAGGGUUAAGCAACGAGUCGUUACUCCAAUGGUAGAAUCAUUGAAGCUUAACAUACCUAAAGUGUAUUACCAAAAGAAUUCGAACUUCUCCGUAAUGGGUCAUCAUCAACUUGGUAGAUCGACGCCGAAUCUUAUCACGAAUAAUAUUCAGACGACUGUAACGGCGGUCGAAUCUAAUUCUCAUGCAAAUCAGAAUAUCGGUGGUAGCGGCUCUGAGACGGAGAAUAAAAGGUCAUCAAAGAGAAAACGUAUACCAAAACGAUUUUACGGCGACUCCAGCGACGAGGAAACGGAAAAGCAACCGACAAUGAAAUGGAGAAAGGUUGUCGAACCACCGUCUUUCGUACCUGCGACGCAACCGAAACCUUUACAACAAAGAUUAUCUUUUGGUGGGAAGACCGUGGCUUAUAGAGCAAACGUCGCUGAGCCAGAACCUAUUGUGAACGUGACGGGUACGUCUGCGACAGAAUCCGAGGAACCAGCAGAUACUAGUAGCGAAUCUAGUGGUUCUGACGUUGACGCGUCAAUGCAUCAGCAACCGCAGGGUAACUCAGUUUCAGAGAGUACCACUUCGGUUCCAGAACGUUCUGUUAAUCUUUAUUGUUACUGUCAAUGUCCCUACGACGAGGUAUCCGAAAUGAUUGCUUGUGACGGCCGGGACUGUCGUAUUGAAUGGUUUCAUUUCGAGUGUGUUGGCAUUAUGAUACCCCCUAAGGGCAAGUGGUAUUGUCCAGACUGUAGGAAAAAACAUGGUAUUAUGCAAAAUAGUGAGGAAUGUUUCGAUUGAUAACAAUACGCGGUAUCUACUUCAUUGUCAGUCUUCUAAAGAUGUCAUGGAUAUUGUGAGUGGUCUUUUUAAAUCUUAAUACCGUGCUCACUUUAAAUAUUUAAGUUUAGAUGUACUCUUAUAGCGUUUACCCUUUUUUCUUCUUGGUAACAAACAAAAAAUGAAAACAAAAAAAAAUAAUAAUAUUAAUAUUAA
Molecule: messenger RNA, 6275 nt
Organism: Polistes dominula (European paper wasp)
Lineage: Eukaryota; Metazoa; Arthropoda; Insecta; Hymenoptera; Vespidae
Gene: MESR4
Product: misexpression suppressor of ras 4
Source: RefSeq, a predicted model, not a curated record